This is a messenger RNA of Cryptomeria japonica (Japanese cedar), 1022 nucleotides long. Its product is annotated as mitochondrial import inner membrane translocase subunit TIM22-3. Gene Ontology annotation, molecular function: transmembrane protein transporter activity. NCBI's taxonomy places the organism in Eukaryota, Viridiplantae, Streptophyta, Pinopsida, Cupressales, Cupressaceae. Gene Ontology annotation, biological process: protein targeting to chloroplast; protein insertion into mitochondrial inner membrane. The record is from RefSeq and is a predicted model, not a curated record. Gene Ontology annotation, cellular component: chloroplast envelope; TIM22 mitochondrial import inner membrane insertion complex. The coding region runs from base 230 to 844 and encodes 204 amino acids. The transcript has 5 exons.
UUUGAUAAAUCUAUUAAUAAUAUAAUAUAAGAUAUAGGUAGAAAAGAAGAAAAGAUCAUAUAAAAUUUAAGGUUUUUAACAUCCACAAGGGCAAAUACCACAUUCUUGGGCCUUCUGCGCCCUUUCAACCUCUUGUAAACAAGAGCAGUGAUAACAUGUCUUGCCAGAUAAAAUAAAAUAAAUCUGCCUAAACAUCUAUGCAUUAGGCGGUGAAAGCUUGGCGGCGAAAAUGGCGAUGGUGGCUUCAAACCCUGAGACUAAACCCACCGAAACCCCCGAAGAACCCUCACAGCAAGGAGAAGGAGGAGGAGGAGAAGAGGUGGGAGGAUACAAUGUGUGUUUCCAGAAGCUUGCAGUGGAUGCGGCUGGUGGCGCUUUUAUGGGCUCCAUUUUUGGCUUUGGUUCAGGGCUUGUCAAAAGGAAAGGUUUCAAAGAAUCGCUUGGAGAGGCAGGAUCAUCUGCAAAGAGCUUUGCCAUUCUAUCUGGAGUUCACAGUUUUGUUUCGUGCUUCCUGAAGAAAUUACGUGGCAAAGAUGAUGCCAUAAAUGCAGGUAUUGCAGGUUGUGUCACAGGUCUUGCUCUCAGUGUACCAGGGACACCACAAACCCUUCUGCAGGGUUGUGUCACUUUUGGUGCUUUUUCUUUUAUCCUCGAGGAAUUUAACAAACGACAGGUUGCUGUUGCCCUUCCACUUUCAAGGUCUCUGGAACAGGAACAGAACAGUUUUCCACAGAUUCCAUUUCCUGUUCUUCCUCCAUUCACGUUACCUUCUCCUUUUUUCAAAGGUUUUUCAGCCUUGCCUCAAUCGGAGCUACACAGUUCAAGUAGGAGUCGUAAGUUAUAACCUUUUCAAGUGUAAAAUUUGAUUUAUUAAUUUUCGGUAAACACUUGAGCAAUUGAGUGCGAGUUAUGCAAGGGCGAUUCUGUUGUAUUUCAUUUGAUAUUUUGUAAUGUUAUUUGAUCUUUCAUUGAACAUUUACAGGUUUGCAAAUUAAUUGUAUUCAUUUUUAGAGUUUUGGUUU